This is a messenger RNA of Pneumocystis murina B123, 1632 nucleotides long. RefSeq lists its product as hypothetical. The coding region runs from base 1 to 1632 and encodes 543 amino acids. The record is from RefSeq and is a predicted model, not a curated record. NCBI's taxonomy places the organism in Eukaryota, Fungi, Ascomycota, Pneumocystomycetes, Pneumocystales, Pneumocystaceae. The transcript has 2 exons.
AUGUCUUUUUUAAAAAAUAUAAAUAAUGAUGGUGAAAAUAGAGUUGGAGAAGAAACUCCACUUUUAUGCAAUAAAAGAAAGUUUGGUCGUUUAAAAUCGGUGUUUGAACGGGCUUCUCUUAAAAUAAUUCUUUCUAUAUUAAAAAAAAUGGUUAUUUUUUAUUUGAUUUUUUUCGUUAUAGUAUUUUUGAUAUCAUUAAUCUUGUAUAUUGGUAAGAAAAAUAUUUCAGAAGCAUACAAAGUUUCAUUUAAUGAAAUUGAUGUUAAGAAUGUGACUAAAGAAGGUCUUAAUAUCCAAGUAUCAGGUUGUGUUGAUGUUGAUUAUUCAAACAUUAAACCUAUGAUUAUAAAAAAUUUAUGGAAAGGUUUUACAGGAAUUGUUGGGAAUUUGAGAGUAUAUGGCUUUAAUCUUAAUAUUUAUCUUCCGGAUUAUUUGGAAAAAAAAAUAGCUACAGUAAUUCUUUCCAAAAUUCAAAUAGAUAUACGAGAUCAACAUUAUACUAAUUUUAAUGAAACGACUUUUUUAAAGUUUGAUGAUUCAAUGGUUUUGAUAGAAUUAUUUAAACGUUUUUGUGAAAAAAUAUUUUAUGAUAUUAAAAUAUCUAGAGAAGCAAGUUUUCGUUUACAUUUUCUUUAUUUUUUGAUAUUUCCUGUAUCAAUUGGUAGAAUGACGACUAUUUAUAAUUUUCCUGAAACAAGUCUUGAUAAGGUGUUUGAUAUGAAUUCUCUGGUAAUUAAAGAUUCUUCAUCUGAUUUUCUUAAUGCAGAAAUUCAAUUGAGUACCAAAAUAGAUUUUUCAAUUAGCACAUAUCUUCCUUAUUUAACAUGGAAUGUAUUGGUUUCCUCUUGUGAUGAGACAAAGCACGUAAAAAUUGCAAAAAUUAAAAGCUAUUUUUUUUAUAUAAAAUCAUCAAAAAGACUUAAUAUAACACUGUUAUCACGUAUAACAUCACCUAAUAAUGAACUUAUAGACAUUUGCAAUGAUACUGGAAUUUCACCACUAAACAGAAUAGUUUCUGGAUAUUUUUCUAAAAAACAUUUAUAUAUCUAUAUGAUAGGUGAUAUUUCUGAAACUUCUAUGGAAUCAUAUGUUCCUUCAUGGUUGCUUCGAACAUUAACUACUACUGAAAUUCCUGUUCCUCUGCAUGGAUUUCCUAACACAAAAUUUAUAAAGUCAAUUAAAAUAGAUAAAUUUGUGAUGAAAAACAAUAAAGAAGAUUUUAUCUACAACUCCUUUUGGUUUCCUCCUAGUUUUUAUGGGAUAGUUAUUGUUAAAAUAGGAUUUCCGGGUGCCUUUGACUUUUAUAUAAAUAUUACACAUAUUCGUCUCAAUAUCGAAUUAUCAAGUGAUGGUAUACCUUUUUUAAAAAUAUCACAAAAUGAUUGGAUUUCUUCUACUUCUUUAAGACCAAUGCCUUCUAUAUUGUUAUUAAAAACAAAAAUAUAUGAUAAAUAUUUUAAAAUUUUAAACAUAACUGUCUUUAAAAAAAUACUCAGGGAAAAUAUUCUACAUAGAACUAAUAAUAUUGUUUUUUACAUUAAAGGUAAUGUAUCUUUAAAACUUGAUUCUCGUUUAGGUUCUUUUUAUUUUCAAAAAGUUCCAAUAUCUGGUGACGUUUUAGUUGAAUAUUGA